Molecule: messenger RNA, 689 nt
Organism: Aspergillus japonicus CBS 114.51
Lineage: Eukaryota; Fungi; Ascomycota; Eurotiomycetes; Eurotiales; Aspergillaceae
Exons: 1
Coding region: 107-613 (168 amino acids)
Source: RefSeq, a predicted model, not a curated record
CUUGAAGCGUCUGUCUAGGUAUCUAUAACCGCCAAACUCAAACAGGCAACGCGUUGGGUUGGGUUGUGGUCCACUGUUUGCUCGCCAGACGCGCCAAAGAGAUUGAAUGGUGGAGCCUGAGGAGCGAGCAGUCGAGGACCCUCUGGUCUCGCCGGAAAUCCUUCACCAUCACUGGUAUCAAGUCAACCCGUCUGACUGGCUGGUCAAGGGCGGGGGGAGGGAUCUUAUGUACUGUACAGUAUGGACGGACCGAAAUGCGCCCCUAGUCUACACAAUACAAUACAGACUACGUAGGGUCGCAGUCACAACUGUUAACAUAUGUGAGAACCUCUGGAUCGAUUACAUAGUUGGCGCCGCAAGGGAGGGUGGGGCUAGCCCCUCUCCUUACACCCAGCAUUCCUCGAAAUUUCUUUACUUCUUCUGCUGGGUUCUGGAAAAUCCAUGUUUCCAUUGUACUGUGUUCCUAUGUGUAUGUUGGUUACCAUGCUACCUUCCAUGCUACCAUGUUGGUGAAGUCUAUGCUACUUGGCAAUCAUAUGGUCGGAUCACAUAUCCGCUUUGGGCACCCCCAAAAAACAAACCCUUGAACCUAUACGAUUCUCGAUUGCCUUAAUGAGCCACUCUCUAUGUACUGUAGUAAAUCCUGUACGUGGUAUGUAAUAUAUAUUGUAUAUGUUACACACCGUGGC